Messenger RNA from Rhea pennata, 2004 nucleotides. It is a transcript of the gene NME3, whose product is annotated as NME/NM23 nucleoside diphosphate kinase 3. Gene Ontology annotation, biological process: CTP biosynthetic process; UTP biosynthetic process; GTP biosynthetic process. Gene Ontology annotation, molecular function: nucleoside diphosphate kinase activity. NCBI's taxonomy places the organism in Eukaryota, Metazoa, Chordata, Aves, Rheiformes, Rheidae. The transcript has 5 exons. The record is from RefSeq and is a predicted model, not a curated record. The annotation marks the transcript as partial.
CGGCUGCACCGCCCUUCGCUCCGCCUCGGCCGGGCGCGGCGGAAGCGGGCAGCGGCGGCGCCGGGCGCCGCCAUGUUGUGCGUGGCGCUGGCGCUGCUCUCCUACCUCCUGCAGAGCGCCCGCGGCGGCGGCGCCGAGCGCACCUUCGUGGCCGUGAAGCCGGACGGGGUCCAGCGGCGCCUCGUCGGGGAGCUGGUGCGGCGCUUCGAGAGGAAGGGCCUCGCCCUGGUGGGCAUGAAGCUGGUGCAGGCCUCCGAGGAGCUGCUGAGGGAGCACUACGUCGCCCUGCGGGACCGGCCCUUCUACAACCGGCUGGUGAAGUACAUGAGCUCCGGGCCCGUGGUAGCCAUGGUCUGGCAGGGCCUGGAUGCAGUCAAGACAGUCCGCAUGAUGAUUGGGGAGACUAACCCGGCCGACUCCAAACCCGGCACCAUCCGAGGAGACUUUUGCACUGACAUCAGCAAAAAUGUGAUUCACGGCAGCGACUCGGUUGAGAGUGCCCGGCAGGAGAUCUCCCUCUGGUUCCGUCCAGAGGAGCUGAUUUGCUGGGAAGACACGGCUGAGCACUGGAUCUAUGGCUGAGCGCUGGAUCUAUGAGUGAUAAGAGCAGCCUGAGGGAAGCAUGUCUUCCUGACUCAGGCACGAUGCAUGUCCAUUCAUUUCAUUUCAGCCUGUUGGGCUGGCUGUGGUUUCUGCUGCAGCGUCAUGUGCAGUUGGGGGUUUCUAGUUUGGUUGGGGGUGGGGGUGGGUCAUGGGAGCUGUUCUGUGGUUUUAAUUUUGCAGUUCAGCUCCUUGCAAUAGUAGCUAUUUCUUUUUCUUAUCGGCUGUAGUAAGUAAUUAUUGUUGCUAUAGCACCCUAAAAUCCCAAGUAGCUCAAGGUGAUUUACUGAAGGAAAGCUAAAAUUGGGCUCUAUGCCCUUGACAGUGUGUAGGGCAGGCCUGCAUGGUGCAGUAGAACAAAUACUCCUAACCACUAGGAAAGAUGCUCUGAUCAUUGGAUAAGAGUGACCUGAUAGGUAUAAUCUACAUGGAUUUCUGCAAGGUUCCUCACCAAAGGAGGUGGUUCCUCACCAAAUUUUAGAGUUAAGUUGCUAUGGGAUAAGGGGGAGGGUUCCUCUAUGAGUUAAAAGAAAAUGGUUCCAAAGUGAGGAAUGAAGGAUAGGAAGAACUUGUCUCUCUCUUUCUGUUGGUGGAAGGUUGUGGUGGGAGCUCUGCAGGGUGCAUGUGAGGGCUGGUGCCAGUUCACCUGGCUUCCGAAGUGAUUUAGAGAAUCUGUGAAAGGAAAAUUCACUAAAUGCUGUUAAACGCACAACUGCUGCCUCUGGUUCAAAGGAUCCCUGGGCUACGAGUGUUGGGAAUGGGGAGGUGGCUUGUCUAGGUCUGCUAGGUCACCUGUGUGAGUAUGUCCCUUCAGUCCCAGGUCCCAUCUUGCCCAUCGCCCCUUCAGGUUUUCACACUGCUGACCAUUCCUUAAAGCUGUGUCGUGUUGGAGCCCCCGGCACAGCCUUGGCAGCGCAUUAGGGCAGGGACAGUGACUUUGCAUUCUGCCACAGAAUAGGAGUAGUUUUAAAUCCAAGGGAACAAGGUCCACCAGAGUUUUGCUGCAUGUGGGCAGAGACAUGUUUUGCCCAUGCCCUAGAUUCCUGCCUCUCUCUCCAGCUGACCUAGCUUUAUAGCUGCUGGGGAAUGAGUGCAGCUCCAUGGGGGCAGAGAGAGCAAAUUCAGUCCCUACUUCCACCUCCAGACUGGCCUAGAGCAUGCUGGGGCCAGGCAGGCCCAGACAUAAGAACAGGCACAGAUUGGGAAUAGAUGGUGUUCCUCUGCUGACUACAGUUUUCUUCAGCUGGCUGAUUAAAAGGUGCAGCCACUAGCAGCAAGGACUUCUCCUGCCCCUAGGGCCUUGCCAAGAGGUUUACAGAUCCAAAUACAUUACAGAUUCCAUUUGUUUCUAGAAGUCAUCCAUUUGCUUUUUUUAUAAUAAACUUUGGACAGUGCUGUUGUCUC